Molecule: messenger RNA, 760 nt
Organism: Arabidopsis thaliana (thale cress)
Lineage: Eukaryota; Viridiplantae; Streptophyta; Magnoliopsida; Brassicales; Brassicaceae
Exons: 1
Coding region: 193-534 (113 amino acids)
Source: RefSeq, marked reviewed
AUAAUAUAUUAUAAUUUACUCCAGUUAUAAUAUAGUACAAAUAAUUUACUAAAUUGUUUUACAAUUUUCCUGCAUAUAUAUGUGUGAUUUGAUUAACCUCUAUCAACAGACUCCACCACCCUCUCAUCCUCCUGUCACAAGACUCUACCAUCCUCCCAUCAUUCCCUAUAUCCGACUUCCGUGAGUAUCAACAUGAUGCAUGAUGUCUCUGUUGGGGAUAACUCCAUCGCGGAUGCUAACGAACGGACCUUGUAUAUAACGUUUCCUCGUGGGGUUCCUAUGUCGCAAGAAGAGGUGAUCAAGCAAUGUUUCACCGAACAAUAUGGAGAAAAUUGUGUUCAAGGCAUUGACAUGCAACAUGACGAUGGUCAAGAGCAAGCACUAUUUGCGAAGCUGGUCUUGGACUCGGUCGCUACCAUGAAUCGCGUACUCAACCAUUGGGAAACGGUAAAAUUGUGGUCUUUAUCAGAAAAUGAUUCAGUAAAGCUGCGGAUCAACGGGAAGGUCUUUUGGGCUCGUAAGCAUACGAGAUAAAGUAUGUAACUAUAAUUAAUUAAGUAAAUCCCAAAAUGGGAUAUAGUUUCUUGUUGUGAAUUGCUUUGGAUGCAGAGGUCAUUAUCUUAUGUUAUGAUGUGGUCUAUAAUAACUAGAAAAAAAUAAAUAAUAUGUCUUUUAUAUAUUUUGUUAUUAUUAAAUUUUUUAUUUUGGAAUAUGUUCUUUACUCAUAUUCUUUUAUAAUUAGAGUUAGGGGAAUUUGUGA